AUGGCGGACGGCGGUUUCGUUGACGACACCGUGGCAAUUGCCACUUCAACGGAUACAGAGCUAUACGACCACCCUGGAGGUGGAAAGGCCAGGUCCAAAGUGUGGGACGUAUUUGCAUUUCGCAAAAUAAAAAAAGAACUGCCUUCUUCAAGAAAGAACCUAGACAUGACGGUGGCUGUUUGCCGGCUUUGUCAAAAAAGUUACAAAAAUACAGGCAACACAACAAAUUUUAUGAGCCAUAUUAGAAACGAGCAUUCUCUACCAAAGGGAACUGACAAUACUCCUAAAGUAAAGACAAACACUACUACUACUGGUACUUGUAUACAUACUCCUACACGAAAGCCGAGACAAGUUCAGUCAACUUUAAAUUUCCCCUCGCAAGAAAGCAAACUAGGGAAUGAAAGAAAAAAGGCUUUAGAUGAUCGUCUUAUGAAGAUGGUUAUAGGAAAGGUGCUUCCUACCAGUUUGGUUGACAAUUGUUAUUUUAAAGAAUUUGUGCAGCUAUUGGACCCUAGAUACAAUCUUCCUUGUAGGAAAACUCUUGUAGGAUGGCUGGAGAAGAAAAAAGUAGAUAUCCAGGAAUGUAUUAAAGCAGAUAUCAAAAAAUGUGAAGGUGUUGCAAUUACCCAUGAUUCCUGGACUAGUAAUGCUACUGAUAGUUAUAAUACAAACACACUACACUAUAUUGAUGACAACUGGAGGCUCAACUCAGCUGAUUUAGGCACCAUUAAAAUGGAAGGCAGUCACACUUCUGAAAAUAUAGCCAAGUCAUUACAAACAACAAAGACAAACUGGUCACUGCCAGACAAUAUAAUAGCAACUACUGAUAAUGCUGCCAAUGAACAAAAAGCCUUCAGAUUGCUCGAGUGGUCGAGAUUUGGAUGCUUUGGUCACAAGUUGAACCUGGUCGUAAAAAAUUCUCUACAAAGCAAUAAUAUUAGCCGAUUAACAUCCAAGGGGAGACGCCUGGUCACCCUAUUCCACAGUUCCACUAGUGCACAUGACUUUCUCAGUCAGAAGCAAAGGCAGCUUGAAAUAAAAGGAGCAGGACACAGGCUACUAAAUGAUGUUCCAACUAGAUGGAAUUCAACGCUGCUAAUGCUUGAAAGACUUAUAGAGCAAAUGCCUGCUCUAAUGGCAGUGGCAAGUGAUGAAAAUGUCUCAAAAAAUAUCCGCACAACUUUGCAGAAUACAGUAUUCAGUUUCGAAGAGACCAGCAUUGCUGACAAGGUUAUGGCUUUGCUCACUCCAUUUCUGAGGGCAACAGAAAUUGUAUGCUCUGAAUCAAACCCAACAAUAAACAAAGUCAUACCUGUGGUUACAAAACUCAAAAGGAAGUUGGAAAUAUCUGAGGAUGACUCACCUCUCAUACAAAGUAUGAAGAAAAAAAUGCUGGAACAACUGACCUUUCGAACAGAGGUGAAGGUAAAAGUAAAACCAGGUGAUGCUGCUGCUAUGCCUGCUACAAGUAAUAGUGCUACUACUACUAACCCUAGCCUACCAUCAAUGGCAGAAUUUGACAUGAAAGAUCCAGAUACACCCACAGAUACAGUUCAGGUAGAUAGUAACGUUUUGACACAGACAAAAAUUAAAUCUCCAAGUAAAAAGAAACAGAAAUUUGUAGAUUGUGAUGAAACGCUGAAAGAUAUAGUCUGCACAGGAGAAACAAAAGUCGACAGGGAGGAUACCAUUUCCAAGGAAAUUGAAAGGUAUCUCAGCAGCCCCGUUAAUACACUUAGCGACUCAGACAAAAGCUUAACAACUCUUGAAUGGUGGAAGGAAAACGAAUUAUUUUCCCCCAGAAUAGCAGUGCUUGCAAAACAUUAUCUUGCUGUACAAGCAAGCAGUGUCCCAUCAGAGCGUGUGUUUUCUCUUGCAGGAGAGUUGGUGUCAAAGAAACGCAGCAGGAUGAGUCCUGAACAUGUUGAUUUGUUUAUAUUCCUAAAUAAAAACAUUAAGUUCUGGUAG
Pecten maximus is the source of this 1968-nucleotide messenger RNA. Its product is annotated as zinc finger BED domain-containing protein 1-like. The record is from RefSeq and is a predicted model, not a curated record. Lineage: Eukaryota; Metazoa; Mollusca; Bivalvia; Pectinida; Pectinidae. The coding region runs from base 1 to 1968 and encodes 655 amino acids. Gene Ontology annotation, molecular function: DNA binding; protein dimerization activity. The transcript is spliced from 4 exons.